AUGUCCGAAACUCCGGAGGUUCGAGAAGCUGCGAUCGUCGACCGACAUUUGCCAGAGGGCUAUUCCGCAGAGCCAGAAGCCGUGGCUUACGAGAGUGUAGAUGCAUCUGCAACGACAUCUCUGCUCCGGAACCUGUCAAGCUCGCCGCCGCAGUCCUCCUUGACACUGCAAGGUGGCGACAUGCACAGGGACAUUUUCAAAAUCAAGGCACGGGCCAAUGCUCCCAAAAGAUCCGCAACUUUUUCCCACCUCACCAGCGAUCAGAAUCAAAUUAUAUCGGCUGACGAACCGGCCAUUGAGCAACAACUGGAGCCUGGCGGAUUUCGCCGACAAUAUGUGCAGAGACAUACGGUGCAGAGACGGUUAAGCACCAUUGCCACGCCUGUGACGAGAAACUUUGUAUCCUUUCUGGAACUGUAUGSUAGCUUCGCAGGCGAAGACCUCGAAGACACCGACUCGGAUGACGAUGAUGAAUCGGCAAUCCAGGACGAUGAUGAUGAUGACGCUGCUCAGAAUGAUUCACGACGAGGCGAGCGACGCCCACUGCUUGCCAAACGGCGCAAAAGUUCGAAGAGGAUCAAGCGGGAAGGUGAAGCGGGUACCACCAAGACUUUCUUCACGCUUUUGAAGGCUUUUGUUGGAACUGGUAUCAUGUUCCUACCCAAGGCCUUCCGGAACGGCGGAAUCCUCUUUUCAUCAGUUACGCUUAUCUUGGUCUCCAUCAUCACGACACUUUGCUUCCGGCUUUUGCUGCAGUGCAGGACUAAAUACGGCGGUGGAGGUUAUGGUGAGCUUGGAGAUGCCAUCUUUGGAGGCAAAUUCCGAUCUCUGGUCCUUUGUUCGAUCACCCUGUCUCAAUUGGGAUUCGUAUGCGCUGGACUCAUCUUCACAGCGGAGAACCUCCUUUCGUUCCUAAACGCCGUCGUACCUGCGCACAAAGACCAACCAUUUGGUACCCCAGCCCUCAUUGCGAUUCAAUUCGUGCUCCUCAUCCCGCUGGCACUGAUCCGAAACAUCUCCAAACUCGGUCCUGCUGCCCUCCUCGCCGAUGUCUUCAUCCUGAUUGGAUUGGUCUAUAUCUGGUAUUACGAUAUCGCCAGUCUCGCAACUCAGGGAAUGGCUCCUAGCGUAUCGCUUUUCAACUCGAACUCGUUCACACUAACCAUCGGCUCCGCCAUCUUCACCUUUGAAGGCAUCGGGCUCAUUCUCCCCAUUCAGUCAUCGAUGAAGCAGCCGGAGAAGUUCAGCUACUUGYUGUACCUAGUCAUGUUCAUCAUCACAAUCAUCUUCACCUCCGUGGGAGCACUCUGUUAUGCAACCUUUGGCGAGGACACCAAGAUUCAGGUCAUUUCCAACUUUCCGCAAGAGAGCAAGCUGGUCAACGCCGUGCAGUUCCUCUAUUCCAUGGCGGUGCUUGUCGGAGAGCCAGUUCAGCUAUUCCYGGCCGUGAGAAUCAUCGAGCAAGCCAUCUUUGGAGAUAGGGCUUCAGGAAAGAAGAGCAAGAGUGUCAAGUGGUGGAAGAACGGACUCCGCAGUGCCAUGAUGCUGUUGUGUGGCGGUAUUGCCAUUUUGGGUGCUUCCGAUUUGGACAAGUUCGUGUCUUUGAUUGGAGCUUUUGCAUGCGUGCCGUUGGUCUACAUCUAUCCUCCGACUUUGCACUUGAAAGGUGUGGCGGAGACGUGGGCCGAGAAAGCGUAUGAUAUCACGCUCAUCACGCUUGGAGUUGGCACCAUGGUGUACACUACCGUAUUGACUUUGAAGCAGUGGGCGGACUAG
This is a messenger RNA of Ramularia collo-cygni, 1776 nucleotides long. RefSeq names its product probable AVT3-involved in amino acid efflux from the vacuole. Gene Ontology annotation, molecular function: amino acid transmembrane transporter activity. Lineage: Eukaryota; Fungi; Ascomycota; Dothideomycetes; Mycosphaerellales; Mycosphaerellaceae. The record is from RefSeq and is a predicted model, not a curated record. The transcript has a single exon. The coding region runs from base 1 to 1776 and encodes 591 amino acids. Gene Ontology annotation, biological process: amino acid transmembrane transport.